AAAACACGCUUUGUAGACUACAUAUACUCACACACUUGAACAACACCUCCUAUCCAAUUAUCCAGCAAAUCGAUAAUCUUCAUAUCUAUUCUUCUCUCUCUCUAGACAUCUCUAAGCAUAUAUUCAUCUUUUCUUUUAAACUCGAGUGUUCUAACCAGACUACGUGCACGUUAACUGUAUACGUAUAAUCGAAGUUUUACGAAGUACUUCUGUUAGAAGGCAUCAGACUGUGAAUGGACGAAAACAAAAAGAAGCAAUACGAGAGAGUGUUCAGCCACUUCGACGAGAACAAGGACGGGAAGAUCUCGCCGGCGGAGCUGCGCCUCUGCCUGGGGACGAUAGGCGGAGAGAUAUCCGAGUCGGAGGCGGAGGCGGUGGUGCUGCUGAUGGAUUCGGACGGCGACGGUCUGCUGGGGCUGGAGGACUUCAUCAGGCUGGUGGAAGGGACGGAGGAGGAGGAGAAGGUAAAGGACUUGAAGGAGGCGUUCAAGAUGUACGAAGAAAUGGACGAUGAGUGUAAGGGUAGUACCGGGAGUAGUAGUAUUACGCCCAGGAGUUUGAAGCGGAUGCUGAGCAGGCUUGGGGAGAAGAAGAGUGUGGGGGAGUGUGAGGUUAUGAUUUCUCAGUUUGAUUUGAAUGGGGAUGGGGUUUUGAAUUUUGAUGAGUUUAGGAAUAUGAUGGCUUAAUUAAUUGAUUAGUUUGGAGAUUGUACAUUUCUAUCAUCAUGGAUACUAGCUAACAGGAUUCAUUUAUUCUUUCAGUACUAUAAAUAAAUAAAUUCUCCAGUACUUAUACA
Rhododendron vialii is the source of this 796-nucleotide messenger RNA. RefSeq names its product calcium-binding protein CML38-like. The transcript has a single exon. The coding region runs from base 234 to 686 and encodes 150 amino acids. Gene Ontology annotation, molecular function: calcium ion binding. Lineage: Eukaryota; Viridiplantae; Streptophyta; Magnoliopsida; Ericales; Ericaceae. The record is from RefSeq and is a predicted model, not a curated record.